Saccostrea echinata is the source of this 1910-nucleotide messenger RNA. RefSeq lists its product as uncharacterized. NCBI's taxonomy places the organism in Eukaryota, Metazoa, Mollusca, Bivalvia, Ostreida, Ostreidae. The annotation marks the transcript as partial. The record is from RefSeq and is a predicted model, not a curated record. The transcript is spliced from 9 exons.
GGUAUUACAGAAGAGGAAUAGAAUAUUACACUGUGGCAGUUGUUGAAUACUUGGGAGUAAUAGAGAAGAACAAGUGUUUUACAUGUAUAGCCACACCAAAGGUCCAUUCAAAAGCUUCACCUGAAGGAAGAUCAUCAACAAUUCUGCUAACAAAGUACACAAAACCACAGUCAAUCCACAGUGCCAUGAGGCUAAGUUGUUGUGAUAAAAAAUGCCUUGAAAUGUUUUCAUACAUCGAUAUAAAGAAUAGCAGAACCUUAUUUUGGAGUAAAUCUGUACAAAAUCAAAAUAGAUUUGUCUUAGAGAAGUUUAGAUGUGGCCAAUACAAGAAUGGAAAGUGGAGUUUUUUUGAAGCUGGGGAAAAAAUAUGCGCUAAGGCCUUCAAAGGGCUGUUAAACAUGAAUAAAAAUAGAUUUAAUAAACUCAGAAAGAAGUUUAGUGCAGGCUACAUAAGUUGUGAGCCGAAUAAUAGACAACGUUCUGUUAAGUAUUUGGAGGCGAUGAGCUGGCUGGAAACUUAUGCUUUCUACAGAGCUGAUGACUCGCCUGAUUCUUCCAAAAAAUUGCUGCCAUACAAAACUAGGAAGAUAUCAGUGUACAGGAAUUAUGUUGAUGAGAGAAGAGAGAUGAACAUGGCAAAAAUCAAAAAGUCUACAUUUUUCAAGAUGUGGAAUACAGAUUUUCCAGACUUGAGAAUCAAAGAAGUAAAUUCUUUUUCAAGAUGUACGAAAUGUACAAGCAUUGGGCGUCAGCUGGAAAAAACGUCAUUAAGCAUCAACAGAAAGAAGGCUUUAUUGUUAGCAAGAAAUGAACAUAACCACCGUCAGAUGAUGGAAAGGCAGUAUUACUACAAGAAAAGAGAGGCAGCGAAAAGAGCACCAACAAAGUUUUUAAGCGUCAUUGUGGAUGGCAUGGAUCAAUCGAAGAGUAACCUGCCACAUUUUGUAGGAAGGACAGCAAAGGCAGUAAAUUCUGCUGACCAGUUAAAAACUCACAUUUCUGGAGUAAUUGCCCAUGGUCAAAAUGAAUUUUUUACGUUUCUUGACAUUGGGCAAUAUCCCCAUGACUCCAACUUGACGAUCAACAUUAUUCUCCAGAUACUCUUCAAAAUAAAAGAUAUAAUGGGAGGAAAAUUGCCACCCACAUUUUAUUUACAGGCAGAUAACUGUUGGCGUGAAAACAAGAACAAAUUUGUGCUUGCAUUUUGUGAAUACUUAGUGCAUAUAAAAGUCUUCAGGGAAGUUCAUCUAUCGUUUUUGAUGGUUGGCCACACGCAUGAGGAUAUUGAUGCUUGUUUCAGUAAAGUGGCCGAUAAAUUGCGGAGAAAUGAUGCCGAAACACUAGAUGAUCUUAUUGAGCUACUUCCAAAUGUCAAGGUCAUCAACUUCAUAUAUGACUUUCGGACGUGGAUUCAAAACAGUAUAUGCGAUUUGAGAAAACAUACUCGUCCCCUUCAUUUUAAGUUUAGAAGCAACGAGUCUCUAGUGGAAACAUUUUAUAAAGGAAAGUAUGACUCUCCUUGGAAGAAACUUGAAGGAGGUAUAAUGGCUCGAAACAACCAGCAAAAAAUUAUCAGCAUUCGAGGCAGUCCAAAACUGUCUCCAAUUAACUUCGAUGGAAUUGGUUUAGAAAGAAUAUCAAGCCAGUUAAAGCAUUGGAAAUGUUUAUUCAGUGAUCAGAUUGAUCAGACCCAAUAUCAUUGGUGGGAACGUUUUCUCAAGCUAUGGAAGAAAUGUGAGGAAAAUUCUUCUGAACGUCGCAGGCUAUUUUUUGCGAAUGCACAAUGGAUUCUUCCAAUGCUACCCAAACAGUUGAGUCAUGAUGAAAACGAAGAAGAGAACCUACUGCCAGACACAAUACAGAACAUGAUGAAUGAUGAGCUUAUUGAACCUGUUGUUUUGAGCAAGUAA